Molecule: messenger RNA, 1843 nt
Organism: Acipenser ruthenus (sterlet)
Lineage: Eukaryota; Metazoa; Chordata; Actinopteri; Acipenseriformes; Acipenseridae
Gene: ciao3
Product: nuclear prelamin A recognition factor-like
Exons: 11
Coding region: 167-1585 (472 amino acids)
Biological process (GO): iron-sulfur cluster assembly
Cellular component (GO): cytosolic [4Fe-4S] assembly targeting complex
Molecular function (GO): 4 iron, 4 sulfur cluster binding
Source: RefSeq, a predicted model, not a curated record
GAACUCCAGUAGACAUGUACAUGUUUAGCCACAGGGAAUACAGACCACACCCCACCCUCUGGUGGAAAGUUUUUAGAUUGUUAAAAACACCAACAAAAAAAAGAGCACAGAAUUUGAUCGUGAAGCAGAAGGAUUAGUCAAGCAUAACUCAGAUUUCAAGUGUGGCAUGAGAGUGCUGGAUUCUAAGAUGAAGUUUGAAAGGUGCACCAACUGCAACAAUGUUGAGUGUGUGAAGCCAGUAAAGGUUGAGAAGAAGUCUGGGAAAUCAGUGGCCAAAAUAAAAAUUGAAGAUGAUGGAAGCUACUUUCAGGUUAACCAGGACGGAGGAUUACAGAAGCUGGAAAAGGCCAAGAUUACCCUGAACGACUGCUUAGCCUGCAGUGGCUGCAUCACCUCUGCAGAAAGUGUGUUAAUUACACAGCAGAGCCACGAGGAACUCUACAGAGUACUGAAUCUGAAUAAGGCUGGCAGUCAACAGAAGGUUGUUGUGGUUUCAGUGUCGCCACAGUCAAGAGCAUCUCUGGCAGCAAGAUUUAAUCUGAGCAUCACAGAUACAGCCAGGAGACUGACAACUUUCUUCAAAAACCUUGGCGUGCACCAUGUGUUUGACACCACCUUCUCCAGGAACUUCAGCCUCCUUGAGAGCCAGCGAGAGUUUGUGGAGCGCUUUCACAGACAGGCUGAGGACAAGAAAGCACUGCCUUUGUUAGCCUCCUCCUGUCCAGGUUGGAUCUGCUACGCAGAGAAAACUCAUGGUGAUUUUAUCAUUCCAUACAUCAGCACCACCAAGUCCCCUCAGCAGGUCAUGGGCUCCCUGGUCAAGGACUACUUCGCAAACCAGCAGAAUGUGAGCCCAGAGCAGAUCUACCAUUUGACUGUGAUGCCUUGCUAUGAUAAGAAAUUGGAAGCAUCAAGACCAGACUUUACCAUCACAGAGUCCCAAACCAGGGAGGUGGACUGCGUCAUCACUUCUGGGGAGGUAUUGAAGAUGUUGGAACAGGAAAGGCUAUCGCUGGCAGAUGUUGAACCUUCACCAUUAGAUAGCCUGUUCAGCAGCGUGUGUGGAGAGGAGAUUCUCGGGCACUCUGGCAGCAGUUCAGGGGGCUAUUUAGAGCAUGUCUUCAUUCACGCAGCAAGGGAGCUGUUUGGAGAAGAGGUGAAGAAAAUCGCAUACAAGACUCUCAAGAAUCGAGAUUUCCAAGAGGUGACUCUGGAGAAGGACGGUGUCGUGGUGCUUCGCUUCGCUGCUGCCUACGGCUUCCGAAACAUCCAGAACCUGGUGCAGAAACUGAAACGAGGGAAAUCCCAAUACCACUUCGUAGAGGUCAUGGCCUGUCCUUCAGGAUGUCUAAACGGGGGCGGUCAGCUCCGGGCAAGUGAAAGUGAGUCUAAUAAAGAUCUGCUGCAGCGUGUGGAGGAGCUGUACAGAACGGUGCCCGCUGAGGUCCCGGAAGAGAACACUGCUAUCUCAGAACUCUACAACACGUGGCUUGAGAGUGUGGGCUCCGAGAGAGCCCGCAAACUGUUACACACGCAGUACCAUGCUGUCGAGAAGAUGAGCAGCGGCCUGACCAUCAAGUGGUAAAGAACAGCAGGAUUUCACUUGGCAGCUUUAACAGUAUAAAGCUGAGCUCAACAUCUGUCAUCUGUAAAUAAGCUGUUGUGGUUUCACAGUAAGAUCAUGGGAAGAAAACAAGUAUGAUGACAUAUCAACAGUGCUGAUGGUUAGCUUCCAGUCAACCUUGACUGGACUGAAAUGGUAGACAGUGGUGGAGACAGGUAUCCGUGUUUAUUUGUUUUUGUUUUAAAAUGCAAUGCAAUAAAAAUUGUAAUUUUAUUUAAA